Panonychus citri (citrus red mite) is the source of this 2229-nucleotide messenger RNA. Its product is annotated as DET1 homolog. The transcript has 3 exons. The record is from RefSeq and is a predicted model, not a curated record. Gene Ontology annotation, cellular component: nucleus; cullin-RING ubiquitin ligase complex. Gene Ontology annotation, molecular function: ubiquitin-like ligase-substrate adaptor activity; ubiquitin protein ligase binding. NCBI's taxonomy places the organism in Eukaryota, Metazoa, Arthropoda, Arachnida, Trombidiformes, Tetranychidae. Gene Ontology annotation, biological process: positive regulation of proteasomal ubiquitin-dependent protein catabolic process; protein ubiquitination. The coding region runs from base 252 to 1625 and encodes 457 amino acids.
AGUUUGUUUUUGUUUUUCUCUCUCAAUUUUUGUUGAUACUUUUUCAUUCAUUGUUAUGUUUUCAACUUUUUCGCAAAUUAUUUAAUUAUUUUCACUCAUUUUAAUCGCUAUUUAAUGAGAGACCAUAUGAGAAUUUUUAAUGACAAUUCCAGGUUCCAUUUUGUCUUCUCAACUGAUGGUCUUCAGUCAACAAUCAGUGGACAUUAUUUGAUAAGUUUUCUCUAUUAUCUAUUGUGACCUGAUAAUCUAUAAUGAAGAUGAAAAAGAGAUUAAGUCAAAAUAUUGUUCACCGUUUACGGAAUCGUGAGCUUAUGGAUAUUAAACCAAGAACUUCUAAACAUUACACCAAUCGAUGUUUCUAUCAAAAUAUUUUCCCAAAUAUGUCUGUGAUUAACAUCGAUAAACCUCCAUGUUUUCUUAGGAAAUUUACGCCCGAUGGAAAAUAUUUGAUCGCUUUCAGUAAUGAUCAAAGUUCAUUACAUGUUUACACUUAUCAAGGACCCGCUGUAGCUAAUGAGCUACUUGAAAAGAUCAACAUUGAGGGCGAUUUUGUCGGUGGAGAGCGAAGUAGAUUGGAUGAAUCAGCCUUCAUUCAAGCAAAUAUAUUUUCGCACUUUUUUAAGCUCAAACACAUCGUCAAUUUAACUUCAAACUACGAAAGAUUAAACCGGGAAUGUAGCCUGUUCACCAAUGAUAGUAGAUAUGUGAUUGUCGCCAGUUCUGCAACAAUUAACGAUCAGGUAUUUCCAAGUUAUUAUGAUGUCCUUCGUAACAAUGAAAGUAUGAGUGUAAAUAUUAGAUUUUUUCUUGAAGAUUUUUGUAUUUACCUAAUCGAUAUGGUUAAGGGUAAAAAAUGUGAUCAACUGAUUUUCAAAACGGAUUAUAUUAUAUUAUCUCAUAAUCAAGGACUCUAUCUACACGAUGAUACUCUUGCCGUUCUUUCAAUUCAACACCAAACUAUUCACAUCUAUCAUAUUGUUGAUAGUAGUACAACUGGUAAAAAAUUUCUUCUCAUCAAUUCCAUUGGUCGAUUUUGUUUUGAAGAUGAUUAUUUCGUUAUUUCAUCUCCCUUUGAAGAGGUUAAUUCAAUUUCUCCACCAUCUUCCUCAUCAUUUGCAUCACCUAACUCAACAGCAUCAUCAUCAUCAUCAUCAUCAUCGUCUUCCCUUACUGCUCGAGCCACUUCACCCGAUCCAGCUUUCCAUGAGGUUUUCAUUAGUGCAUUAAAACACCGAUUUCUGGCCUUUCUUUAUCGUCGAGCUCACAAAGAAUCACAAACAACUGGAAAUGUCCAUCCGCUGGUCAAUUAUCAUCGUAAAUUUGAACACUAUCUCUCAUUAAGAAUGUCCAAAAUGCAGCUACUCGACAAAGAUCAUUUACUAAUAAAAUACGAGACACGUACCUCAACGACUUUGACGUUGUCACCUUGUCUUCUUAAGACUCCUAGAGCUCCAUGUUGGAAAUGUUACAUCGCUGGAAGACCAACACAAUUCCAUUGGUAUGAUUACUGUCCCUUCGCUGCUGAUCAAGAAGAUCAAAGUACCAAUGAUGAUCAAGCUGAUACUCUCGCUGUUAAUCAAGUUCAUCAAACUGGUGAUGAGAUUGAUUAUAUUCAAAUUGACUGAAUUAUGCUGAUAAUUUCCUCCGUUUAAUCAUAAGGAUGGGGAUGUAAUGUAAAGUCAACUUUUGGAAAGAGAAACCAAAGGAUAAGAAAUCCUCUUUCUUUCAUCAAACAUCACAACGGUCACAGCGAUGCAAACAUUUCGCUCUCUAGAUAAAAGCAAUUGGAAGGUGAUAAAAUAUUUGAAUGUUCAUGGAAAAGACGGAUUUUCCCAUUGUUUCUUCAUAAAUUGAUACGGAUUUGAGUAAAGUUCCAUGUUGAUUGAUUUCAAUCCAAAAUCAAUCGGACUGUUAUCUAAGAUGAAAUUUAUCUUCAUCGUUUCCGUGUCGAAUACAUUUUUCGUGAUGAAGGUUACGGAGUAACUUUUCCGUCCAAUUGUAAAAGGUGUAUCAGCAUCCAAUCGGAAUGGGUAAUGAGGACAUUUUCGGGUUAUAUUAGACAAGAUUAUAUUGUGACCAUAGCAAUCAAUAUGAUCUUCUUUAGACUUGUGGUUCCAUCCGUUCGAAUUGCUCAGAGCAACCAGUUAAUGUCCAUCGUAAUUGUGUUUCAUUAAUACAAUUGUCCAAAUCUGGAGCCAAAACCAAAUUUUCGAGUCGAAAUACUGUUCA